GCACUACUGCUGCGGCUGUUCGUGCAUGUCUUGCGUGUCUUAUGUAAGGGUUUGUGGCUGCGUGUUUACUUGAAGUUUCUUCUUUCUUGAAUGGUUUGAGAAUAUAGGAGAUUCUUUUACAAUGAUUCGGUAGUCCUAAAAGUAAAGAAAACGACAGAAUACAGCAUGGCAUCAGCUGCACUGAGCUACGCAAUGGAUGCCUGUAUCCUCUUCAGGUGUCAUUUACUUGAAUUGUAUCGACCUGUACAUGUUGCAAGAUGGCUCUCCACUCAGCGGAAUCUCACGCCUUGUCACUCUUCAAACUUUAACCAAGUUAUCAGAAGAAGACAUACUUUAAGUGAGAUAGGAUUGGGCAACCAAAGAAGCACAACCAAGGAAAGGCCACUUCUUGCAAGUCACUACCAGCAGAGAACUUUAAAUAGACUUUUGGGGAUGCUGUCUGAAGAUGCCAUUCUUGACCAGAUUUCAUCCAUGACAAAUCCUACGGAGGUUCUUAAUCUAACGAGUCGCCUCCGCUCUCGGCUGACACAUGUUCACAUUUACCACGCCUUCAAUCAUAUCUGGCAACUUUCUAAAGCCUACAGUGGCCCCGAGCAUCGAAGCUUCAUCAAGGCUGUUAGGGGCCAUCCUGAAUUCAACGCACUCUGCGUUUUAGCAGAGAACAAAGUGAAAGAAGUUGAGAGUGGUCUUCUCGUGGAUACAUUCUACGCAGCUGUAAGACUCAUGCCCGAUAUCUUUCAUCCGUUUGUACAAGAGCUUCGUACUGAAAUCUUCUAUCGCCUAGAUGAGCUUGGAACUGAUGGCUUGUCGAAACUAGCUGUCGUACUUAACGAUAUCAGAGAUAAUCGGAGUCCAAUGUUUGGGGAAGUCCUUCGACAGUUUCUUGCAAAACUACGUCAAGUGGACGACAUCCGUGAGUUGUCUGCCUGGAUGAAGGAGAUGAUUCACCUCAUAGCCCCAGAUGAUAGGACGCUCAUCUACAAGAAGGCCAGCCAGCUCUUGACCAAAGGGAACCCAAAUGAAAUCGGCGACAGCAGCCUCCGGAGAAUCAUUCAGAGUCUAGCAAAAGGAAGAGAUGUGAAUAUGCCUCUCUUAAAUCAAUGUUCUCAACUCUUGUUACAAAUGGUGGAUGGCAUCCACAUUAAGGAGCUAUGUAUCAUUCACAACGUGCUGGGGUUCCUGAACUAUGAAAACCAGGAACUCAAUAAAGCCAUCAGGAAAUCAAUCUUCAAGAAACUCCCGGAUUGUCAGGAACCAGCGGAUCUUGCCUUCGCAAUGGAACAGGUUGGAGGGUUUGCCUCGGCCAAUGUUAAACUUCUCCUUACGGACAAAGCAGAGGAGGUUGUUUCAGAACUGAAACCUUUCGCCAUCAGUAAUAUGUGCGCGGGCUUACGCAUGAUGGGUUACCGUGCCCAGAGCCCAUUGGUGCCUAAACUGGUACAAAGAAUCAGAGAAGAAGUCGACAACCUACAGGUUGAAAGCAUCUCAAGCAUCCUGGAGUUCUUAGUCCGAGUAGAUGGUGUUGAUCCAGAGGUCUUCAUCGUUCUUCAAAAGCGACUGAUGACUAUUCUUCACUUUGCUUUUUCUCCCGGCAGAGUUUUGAAUGUCAUUUAUUGUCUGUCUUUUCUGCCAGAUGUGGACAAUCUUGAUCCUUCUGUCCUAAAACGCAUACGAAGUAGUAUGCCACAGCUACAUAUAGCAGGCAUCAACCAGGUGCUGUUAUCCACGAGCAAGAUGGCUCGCAAGUUGGUCAAGACGGAGGGACUAAGUUCGGAGUUUAAGGAGAUACGCCAAGAGCUGUUUGACAAAGCACAGGCCUCCAUUCAUGAGAUUACAAGUAUCCACUUCCUCAACAACAUUGUGGAUAUCAUUCUACAAGAAGGUGGCCAUGUUUUGGUCUUAGAUGCCGCUAUGAAGCAAUUCAAGCAUAUCCUACAUAGAUUGACCCCUCAACUCUCUGUGGACUGCGCAAGGAAUCUCUUCAAAGCAAGGUACUUCCAGAGAGAGUUACUGGACGCCAUGGCUGAGGUAGCGACUGAGAAAAUCCACAAGAUAACCCCCAUGCAGAUACUCUACAUCUUAAGUCCGUACUGCACUCUGAACUACCUGCCGCCCAACGCCCAAGACUUCUUUGCUGCCUGUGUCUCUCGUUGUGAACCUUUCUUGGACAGCCUUCCAGCGGGGUAUCUCGUGGACCUCACCCACAUCCUGACCUUCCUUCAACAGUUCCCAGAAGUAUUCAUCCGGAGGAUUUUCAGUCUUGACUUUCUGACGAAACUGGAUGAAGAGUUAGAAACAAUCCCUGAUCGUAGUUUGAUGUACCGUCGUAAGCUGAUGUAUUUAAAUCGGACAGUCGCCCUGGAGUGUCCAGAGUUACAAGUCCCCUGGUUUCACGAACAGUUCAACCAAGAUCUACUCAAGAAACGGUCACUGAGCUUUGACCCCUCGUUGAGGUCAGUACAGACGACCCUUGUUGAGGUUUUAGGAGGUGCACAGUACCUACGCUCCUUUGUUGUGUCACCCUACUACUAUGACAUAUCAUUUGAAUGUGUGUUAGACAGUGACGGUCACCCAUUAGCCUGUGCUGACUACGGUAGCGUACUGAACCGCUCUGGGGAGAAGGUUGCCAAUAGCAUGCUAGCUGAUCUAAUGCAGUGGGGUACCCAGACUAAACAGCUUCCUCAGGGAGCUCAGAGGGUUGCCAUUGACUUCCUGCCCAGUUCUUUAUUCUGCCUCAACUCCAGACAUAACCUUGGAAUGGUCGUGAUGAAACAACGUCAUCUAGAACUCAUGGGCUACAGAUAUGUCCAGAUCCCCCACUUUGUUUGGAGUUCCCAAGCUCUGGCCGAACCAGUAGAGAAAGUAGAAUACCUCCGUCAGCUGAUCUUCUUCCCGGAAGCCGAUAAAGAAGAAGACUUGAUGGCAAGAGGAAGUAAGAUCUUGACCGGACAAGUCAAGGCUAAACUACCGAGGAACUUUGGCAUCAAAGAGGAAGGAUUGCUUGAAGACGAGAUGGUCCUUAAAGUGCUUCAUACUCUGGACAGGUUCAGAUGAGAGUCAAUGGACUUUACUAAAAGAGUGGAUUCAAAAAAAAAAAAUUGAGAAUUGCCCAACUCAUAAGGCCAGCGGCCACUUCAAGGUGAAGGCUACACUUAACUGAUUUGGGCACAAGGAUGUAGGCAUUGGCGUCAUCCACUAAAAGCCUGGAUGGUAGAGCAGAAUGCAUUACCUUCCCAACUUUUUACACUGCUAAAGGGUACAAGUUUCAUGACUUGGAAUCGAAUCUGCGCUCUGCUGCUGAGUUUACCUCUGCUGGCACAUUGUUCCCUACUCCUGGGGCCGAAACAAGGUUACCCCCUUCACAGUCUGUGAGGAUACAUGGAUUGGUAUUAUCCACUAUGAGCCUGGCUGGUAGAGCAGAAUGCACUACCUUCCAAUAUUUACAAAGCAGUCAUGUUUCAGUGCCUUCCUCAAGGGCACAAGUUUCAUGACCGGGAAUCGAACCCACACUCUACCGCUGAGUACACAGGGCCCAAUUUCAUA
Asterias rubens (European starfish) is the source of this 3543-nucleotide messenger RNA. RefSeq names its product FAST kinase domain-containing protein 1, mitochondrial-like. Lineage: Eukaryota; Metazoa; Echinodermata; Asteroidea; Forcipulatida; Asteriidae. Gene Ontology annotation, cellular component: mitochondrial matrix; ribonucleoprotein granule. Gene Ontology annotation, biological process: mitochondrial RNA processing; regulation of mitochondrial mRNA stability. Gene Ontology annotation, molecular function: RNA binding. The record is from RefSeq and is a predicted model, not a curated record. The coding region runs from base 166 to 3054 and encodes 962 amino acids. The transcript is spliced from 9 exons.